Messenger RNA from Adineta ricciae, 1014 nucleotides. The record is from the annotation of a GenBank genome assembly. NCBI's taxonomy places the organism in Eukaryota, Metazoa, Rotifera, Eurotatoria, Adinetida, Adinetidae.
AUGAUCAAAUACUUUGAUAUUCUUGUGACUAAUUCUGGUACAAAUAACAUUGGUGCUUUUUUCGGAUAUGAUAAUGGAAGUUUUGCCGAUCAAAUCACUUUUUCAACUGGUGCAAAUUCUCAUCCAACAAAACUCAACUGUGCUGAUUUCAAUGGCGAUCAUUUUCUUGAUAUUUUUGUUUUCAACAAAAAUCUUAAGCAGUUCGGUAUUCUAUUUGGAUUUAAUAAUGGAAGUUUUAUAUUAACAAAGACUUAUUCACUUGAAAAUGAUUCUAAUCCCGAAUCAUUUACCAUUGAAGACAUCAAUAAUGAUAAGCAACUUGAUCUUAUUGUUGCGAAUUCGAAAUCCAAUAGAAUUGAUAUUUUUCUCGGGUAUGGAAAUGGAAAUUUGACAUUUGAUAGAAGUUAUUCAACAGGAAUUAAUUCUCAGCCGAUAUUCGUCGUUAUUAAUGAUUCAAACAACGAUAAUCAAUCCGAUAUCAUCGUAAUGAAUUUUCAGGGUAAAAAUAUUCAGAUUUUUCUUCGUAAUGAUGAAAAUACAUUAUCACAUGGUUUCACUUAUUCAACAGAAGUUGCUUCUGGUCCAUCUUAUGUAGCUGUAGGGGAUUUAAAGAAUGAUAGAUAUUUAGUUGUUGUCGUUGCAAACUAUGCAACGAAUAACAUUAGUAUUUUCCUUGGUGAUGGUGAUGGAAGGUUUUCAUCUCAACAAACUUAUUCAACUGGAAGAAAUUCUCAACCAAAUUCCGUCGCGAUCGGAGAUUUGAACAGUGAUAAUCGAUUAGAUAUUGUUGUUUUCAACUGUAAUAAUGGCAACAUUGGUGUUUUUCUGGGUUAUGGGAACGGAAGUUUUGCUUCUCAGAAGACUUAUUCAAUCGGAAUCAGUUCUCAUCCACAAAUGUUGCUCAUUUAUGAUUUCAACAAUGAUACUUAUCUCGAUGUUACAGUUAUCAGUACAUAUUCACCUAGUUUAUCUAUUUUUCUUAAUAAUGGCAAUGGUACAUUGCAAACCGAAUAG